AAGAGUUUGCAGCUGUCGAAUCCCUCUCUCCACAAACAUUUUAUUUGUUAGACAUGAAGCAAUAAUUUAUAAACAUUUCCCACUAAGUUAUAUCUGUUCCUUCCCACCCUUUUUCUCUCUCCAUGAUCUUUUUCUGCUAGCUACAAGACUGAAGGAGAAAGGGAGAGAGGAAAAAAGGAAAGCUAGCUAGCAAAGGAAAGAAAAAUAGACAUUAGAAGAGCAAAAAAGAAGAAGAAGUACAACACAUAUCCUGCCAUUUUAAACGGAGGAAGGCCCCUAGUCAUUCAAUAUUGUUGUGAAUAAUACAAUACAUUUUCUUGCUUCAAGGACAAGGUCUAGUUUAAUUUGACGUCAUUUAGAUGCGCUAAUGGCGUAUCAACAUUAUAGAUCACCCUUUGGGGACACAACUUACACUAAAGUCUUUGUUGGCGGACUAGCAUGGGAGACCCCUACGGAUGUAAUGCGAAGGUAUUUCGAGCAAUUUGGAGAGAUUCUUGAAGCUGUCAUUAUCACUGAUAAGAACACAGGCAAAUCUAAAGGAUAUGGUUUCGUAACGUAUCGUGAUCCUGAAUCUGCAAGAAGGGCUUGUGAUAACCCAAAUCCAGUAAUUGAUGGAAGAAGAGCUAACUGUAACAUUGCAUCUCUUGGACGGCCUCGUCCUUCACCACCUCGAGGUAGGGGACAAGGAGGGAAUCCUUAUCAAGGAGGGAUAGCACAAGGACAAUCAUCAUCAUCAUAUAGUGGGGUGGCGGCAGCACCAUUGCCAUUACCUCCACCAGCUGCAACUCCUAUGAUAUAUUCACCAUAUGGGUAUGCAACCUAUCCUCCUGAUUAUUACCAUCAAGGAUUGUACAAUCCAGGGACAUACCAACAAGCUGCAGCAGCACAUUAUUAUCAACAAAUGUAUGGAAGUUCAUCAUCACCAACUCCUGCUGCAUAUUAUUAUGGAUAUUCCAUGCAGGGAUCUAGGGGAACAUUUUCUGCAGCUACUGCUCAUCAUCAUCAACGCUUUCAAGGCCCAACUGCUUCUUAUCUUUAUUAUCCUACUACUACUACUAGUCACUUGCCUGCCGAUGCUGCCGCUUUUACUCCGCCUCCUCCGCCUCUACUCCAACAUCCUCCUCCUCCUCAUGUUGCAGCUACAAGGAUUCAAUUUCCUUCUCCUACUACUGAAUCACAAAUUCCACAGCAGACUUCAGCAGAAACAACAGAAGUUGGGCCUGUGACUACUGAGAGUCCAAAUACAUAAAAAGAGAGUACAAACUCAUCAUCCUCAAAUCAUAUUUAUCAGUCAUCAAGCAUGGUGAAAAUAAAAAAAAGAAACUGUACAAUCUUUAACCAAAAAAAAAAAAAAAGAAUUAACGAGACUUUGCUCUAUUUUUCAAAAAAGUCCAUCCAUUAAUUUUUCUUAAUUUGGUCCAUGCUGAAUUAUGCAUCAAGAGGCAGACUGAUUUCAACAACAACAAAUGGCUGAUAAGUUGGACUACUCAGAGAUAUUACAUGGCCAAUUAUUCAUCUCUUCUUUUCUUUAUUUCUUUAAUUUUCCAUUUUAAACAUUUCAAUUGUUGUUCAUUUAUUUAUUUUUCAUUUUUACUAAACAUCGAUCCUUUUUAUUACUGUACCAACAGUAGGACGGAAAUAUUAAUAACGAAUUUAUGACAUAUUUACCCUUUUUUUUUUUU
Capsicum annuum is the source of this 1682-nucleotide messenger RNA. Its product is annotated as RNA-binding protein 24-B. The record is from RefSeq and is a predicted model, not a curated record. Gene Ontology annotation, molecular function: RNA binding. Bases 368 to 1249 code for a protein of 293 amino acids. Lineage: Eukaryota; Viridiplantae; Streptophyta; Magnoliopsida; Solanales; Solanaceae. The transcript has 6 exons.